CCACUACCGCUCCUACAGUAAAUAUUUGUGUUUGCUCGACCGGCUGUAAUGGUGGACGACUGAGCAGCGAAAAGGAAUACAACUAGAGAGAAGAAAAGAGGAAAAGGGGUCGAAAGUCUGCCUGAGAGCCAGCCGCCGCCUGUAGGACAAGGACAGCGUCGAAAAUGGAUGAACUUAAACAUCAAGUCAUGAUUAACCAGUUUGUCCUGACGGCGGGUUGUGCGGCAGACCAAGCCAAGCAGCUUCUGCAGGCGGCACAUUGGCAGUUUGAGACUGCCCUCAGUACCUUUUUUCAAGAAACAAAUAUUCCAUAUGGCCAUCAUCAUCAAAUGAUGUGUACCCCAGCCAACACACCAGCCACGCCCCCAAACUUCCCGGACGCUCUGACCAUGUUCUCACGGCUGAAGGCGUCGGAGAGCUUUAACAGCGGCAGUGGAGGCAGCAGUAUGGCUGCUGCCAUGGCCACGUCUCCGCCCGUCCCUCAGGGCUGGGGCAUGUCUGCAGGUGUGAGCGCACCACAGCCCACACAGGGACUCUGGACUCAGGGGCAGCCCCCCACACAGCCCUGCCCCGCCUGGCCCACGCCCGUCAACCCUCACACAGGCCAGGAGCAGAAGGCCAGCGUCGCCAUGGAAGCAGAGAGAUGAAUCGCUGCACGGGACUGAGGACGGGGGUAGAGGGAGGGGGGUGAGACGGGGGCUUCAGUCUUUUACCCCAACCUGCUGGGGUACGCCUACACCAACGGAAAGAGACAAACUACUCAAACCAAGAAAAACUCAUUGUGGACAUUGAAGGGAGGAGAAAACCAAUGCAAAUGUCAAUACAAAAAUAUAAAAAAGAUACGCACACACAUAGUACUAAGAGCAACUCAAACCUUUGUUAGUUUUCCUAAGUAAAUGCAUAGAUAAGAGAAAUAUUAUUGAACUAAAAAAAAAAAAAAAAAAUCUAAAAAAAUCGUCACGCCCAAGGAUUUUCUGUGAUGUUGGAGAACAUUGGAGGCAGCAGAUGUAAUUUCACCUUUUUGUUGAGUUUUUCAUCUUGGACCUGGCGUCUGUGUUUGUGUGCUGCAUGAGGACUGAGGAGAGGGACUUGGACGCAGUGUUGUGGAGGAUCACAGAGCGUCGGCAUGUGAGCAAGUAGUGAGUUUGUAAUCCAAUGUAACACAGCUAAUAGACACAGUCACACCUAGAGUUUAGACCAACACCAUGUUGUCGUCCCCAUCGUCAAGGUGGGAUUUUCUUACCUCACCUGGUGGUCACCUGACUUCUUUCAGCCAAUCAGGGAUUCUUAAACCAACCGUUGCCGUCGUUUGAUGCAGGACAUGUUUUUAAAGUUUCUUUUUCUGCUAACUGUUCCUCGCAGCAAUGGCUUUUCUUUCAGCGCUGACACGGUUGAAAAACCUGGACUCUGACUUCAGCUGUCCACUGUAUGUAUACUUUUCUGGAGAUUUGGAUAUUACAAGUAUAACGAGAAAUCAUGGUUUAAUAUAAUAUUGUUUAUUAUGAUAAUUGUUCUGUUUUGUUGGGAGACAGUUUUGAAAAGGGGGGUGGGGGGGAUUUUUCUGGAGGGAAGAGUGAAUCAAAAGCAGCUAAAAUGGCUACAUAUAUAAAACCACGACUACUCCAUCUUGUAAACAGAGUUGCCACUUUGCAUGAUGUGUUCAUAAAAGUGUAAAACCUUUUGUAGCAAACAUACAUGAUCAGGAGACAUGUUCAGGGGAAGGGUAGACGGGUCUCAUUCCCAAAGCCAAUAGAAAUGCAAUAGCAGCUUAUCACCGUCAGAUUUCAGAUUAGAGACAAAACGUUGACUUUAGAUUGAGUUAUUUUGGCACACUACAGACUACUACACAAGUGUACCCCCUCACAGAGUUUUCACUGCAUUUCUGUUUGGAGCUGGUCCACUUAGAACAGAGGGGCUGAGCAGGAAACUCCCUGUCAAAUGGCAAUACUUCAAACAGGGUCUGCCUGCUUUCUGUCCAUUCUGAAUAUUAUUUGAGAGGAAAGAUAUUCUGACUAAAGCCAAGGGUCUUUUUUAAGAUAAAGUGAUUAUAGAAAUAAUGGAGAUGAUCAUAAAUGACCAUUUUCUUUUCAACUAAUAUUUCAGUUCAUCCUUUUUCAUGCUCCAUUCUUUAUUUGGUUAAAUCUGAGCGUUUAUUGGUGGGCCUGUUCCUAAAUGGUUUCUCAUAUACGUUUCCCCCUUGUAUGACUGUAUGAGACCAUUCCCACAAUAUUUGUGGACUACCUGAUAAUUAACUUAUCAUUUUUGUGAACCUAAAUAAAUAUUGUAUGUCAACCUA
Periophthalmus magnuspinnatus is the source of this 2296-nucleotide messenger RNA. RefSeq names its product UBA-like domain containing 1a (gene ubald1a). Lineage: Eukaryota; Metazoa; Chordata; Actinopteri; Gobiiformes; Gobiidae. The record is from RefSeq and is a predicted model, not a curated record. The transcript has 3 exons. Gene Ontology annotation, molecular function: protein binding. Bases 165 to 647 code for a protein of 160 amino acids.